Messenger RNA from Sinocyclocheilus anshuiensis, 1661 nucleotides. Its product is annotated as retinol dehydrogenase 11-like. The transcript has 4 exons. The record is from RefSeq and is a predicted model, not a curated record. Bases 262 to 1188 code for a protein of 308 amino acids. NCBI's taxonomy places the organism in Eukaryota, Metazoa, Chordata, Actinopteri, Cypriniformes, Cyprinidae.
CGCCCCUACCGGCACGACUGUAUGAUAAUCUAACGUACAUGGCUAAUGGCUACAGUAUCAGGCUGUAAACACAGUCUCCGAUGCUACAGUACGUUUUUAAAAUGAAAAAUCCUUGAAUCCAAAUGAACAAUUAAUUGCCAUGUUCCCCCUCUGAAUGGGCUAAAGCUGUGAGCUAAAAAGUGGCAAUAAUUUAAUUGAAUGUUGCAUUAGCAAUAGCUUUAAAGAGGUCAGUUUGUUUUAUGCUGGCUUAGCUAACAGAGCAUGUAUCUGUUAUACACUAUAUUAUCCGCACUUUUGUGCUUUUUGAUAUUGAAAUGGCUGAAACGGAGAAGGUAUUGCAUGGAUGUGAAGAGGUUAGAUGGAAAAACGGUUCUUAUAACUGGUGGGAACAGUGGUAUUGGGAAGGAGACGGCUGUGUUGCUGGCUUUGCGAGGAGCUCGUGUGAUCAUCGCCUGCAGGGAUGAGGAGAAAGCCAGGAAGGCUGUUCGAGAGAUCAAAGCCAGGAGCCACAAUAUGAAUGUGCUGUAUAUGGAGGUUGACCUGGCCAACAUGAGGUCUAUACGAGAGUUCAGCAAAACCUUCUUACAAAAGGAGAAACGGCUGGAUAUUCUGAUCAAUAACGCAGGCAUGCCCAGCGUUCUCGACUGGACAGAUGAUGAUUUCUCCAUGUGCUUUGGCGUGAACCACCUUGGCCACUUCUUACUGACGAACCUUCUUCUCCCACGACUGAAAGAGAGCUCACCGAGCAGAGUGAUCACCCUCACCUGCUCCAGCUACAAGUACCAGAAGCUGGACUUCCAAGAUCUCAACUACAACCUGUUCCCGUUCUUCACCUACUGCCGCAGCAAGCUGGCCAACAUUUACUUCACACAGGAGCUCGCUCACAUGAUGGAGGGGAAAGGAGUGACUGCGUAUGCCGUUCACCCUGGUUACGUUCAGAGUAACUGGACCUGUCAUUACUCAGUUCUGUUCCGGAUCCUGGUGCAGGUGGUGAUGUUCAUGUUUUUUGUUUCAUGUGAGGCUGGGGCGCAGACGGUGGUCUACUGCGCUGUAUCAGACGAGGUGCUGCCGCACAACGGAGGAUACUUCACUGACUGUCGGCCGGCUCAUCUAAGAGCCUUCGCUAGAGAUUCUGGAGUAGCAAAAAAACUUUGGGAGGCCAGUGAGAGACUAGUUAAACUGGCCUGAUAACAGUAUACAGUGCUUUUUGUUUGCAUGUUUGAGAAGCAGACUGAUUCUUAUGUUGCUUAUGGAAAACCAUGCUAGUUUUUGGUUUGUAUGAAUGUGAUUUUUAUGGCACUAUUUAGAGUUUUGACGUUGUGUGUGCUGUUUUUUACAGUGUAAUUUAUUUGAUGAUGAUUGAUGUGGUGUUUGACAUGCAGUAUUGAAUUGCCCAUGUUUUCAUUAAACACUUUAAUUAGUGAAGAAUGUAAAUAGGUCUCUACAAAUUCCAUUUAAGAAGAUGGAGGGUGACCAUUUAGAAAUGCAAACAAAUCAAAGCACGAAAGCGUACAAAUCUAGCAGAAUUACAAAGGUUGCAUUAAUGCAUUUGGCAUAUGCUUUUAUCCAAAGCUAUUUACAUUUCCUUUUGCAUUUAUACAUUUGAUCACUCCAUGUCAAAGGUGACAUUUUUAAACUCUAAAAAAGUACCAAAAAAAAAA